This is a messenger RNA of Ustilago hordei, 1065 nucleotides long. RefSeq lists its product as uncharacterized. The record is from RefSeq and is a predicted model, not a curated record. NCBI's taxonomy places the organism in Eukaryota, Fungi, Basidiomycota, Ustilaginomycetes, Ustilaginales, Ustilaginaceae. Bases 1 to 1065 code for a protein of 354 amino acids. Gene Ontology annotation, molecular function: hydrolase activity. Gene Ontology annotation, cellular component: extracellular region. The transcript is spliced from 3 exons.
AUGCGUUACUUGGCUCUUCAAUGGCUCACUGCGAGUCUGCUGGUCAUCAAGCUGGCUUCUGCUCAGGGUUCAUCUCCUCCUAGAGAGCCGAAACAGCCCCUAGAUCCGCUCGCCAGCGCUCAUUACUGGAAAGGUUUAGGACUCCGCCCUAACCGCGCUUCUCCUGGCGGUCAGCCUGGCGCUCCUCCCAGCAGUUUCGAAUCCGGACUUCCUUCCCCAGUCGCUAAACCGCUGCCGAAAGGCCUUCAGCUCGAGUCUGGCUUCCCAGGCCAGCCCACGAAAGCGGUCAUGUACACGUACGUCCCCAAGACCUUCAAGAAGGGCAAUCCGAUCCUCGUUGCUCUUCACCACUGCGGUGGCACUGGUCCAGGCUAUUACGGCGAGUACCCUGACUGGCCCAAAACAGCCGAUCAGAAAGGAUUCCUCAUCGUCUACCCUUCUUCUCCCGGAGAUAAAGGCGACUGUUGGGAUGUAUCUUCCAAGGCCUCGCUCAAGCAUGAUGGCGGUGGAGACUCGCAGACCAUCGUGGAGAUGGUGAAGUACGCCAAGGAGAAGUACGGAUGCAAUGAUCAUCAGGUAUACAUGGUCGGUCAUUCGUCCGGUGCAAUGAUGGUACAGGCCUUGGGUGCUGCCUAUCCGGAUGUAUUUUUGGCCGGGGCUGAGUACUCUGGUGUUCCUGCCAACUGCUUCCGUACUGGGAAGCUUGCUGGAAACGAUUGGAAUUCUACUUGCACGGGAAAUACUUUACACGAAUCGACAUCAUACUGGAUUGGACAGGCGAAGGAGAUGUUUCCUAGCUACAAGGGCUCGAUGCCGCGAAUGAUGCUUGUUCACGGCAAAAACGACGAGGUCAUCGGCUUCAACCAGCAUACGGAGGCCGUGAAGCAGUGGUGUGGACUGCACAACCUAGACCCAAGCCGUCCCACGAAGGUCUACAAACUUCCUGACGCACCGAACUAUGUAGUCUCGGUGUACGGCUCAGAUGUCAUGGCCAUCGCAGCUGAUGGCGUUACUCACGAUAAUCCGGCCAAGGUUGACAUGACUGCACAGUUCUUCGGCCUCUAA